Molecule: messenger RNA, 2904 nt
Organism: Perognathus longimembris pacificus (Pacific pocket mouse)
Lineage: Eukaryota; Metazoa; Chordata; Mammalia; Rodentia; Heteromyidae
Gene: Dnajc11
Product: DnaJ heat shock protein family (Hsp40) member C11
Exons: 16
Coding region: 810-2375 (521 amino acids)
Biological process (GO): cristae formation
Source: RefSeq, a predicted model, not a curated record
ACAGUAAAUUUGUGCAAUUUUCCAGAUCCAUAGAAUUUUUGAUUGCCAUAACUUUAAUUUGUUCCUAGAUCUUUGCAUCUGAUCCCUCCUCCACAAAUGCCACAGUGCCUUUGAAGGAAGUUCAUUUUUUUACUGCAUGGCCUUCAGCCAUGUCUGUAGCCUGUUUGAAGAUCUCUGGGCCCAAUUGCUUUGGUCUUAACCAAUCUCUUUUUCCAGUUCUGAACAUUUUUAAAGAAAAUAUAAUUGUUAAUUAAAGAUAAAGCUAUUAAGAUAAAUAAAAACACCACCAUUUGGGCUAGGGGUGAGGUUGAAGUGGCAGAAUGUCUGCAUAGCAGGCGUGAAGCCCUAAGUACCACUAAAAGGAAGAAAAAAACCCUCUGGCUUCACCCUUCCAGAAUGGCUAGGAAGCUAAAAAUCCAAAAGUACCACCUACCAAGAAAACAUUUCCCAACUCCCUGCCUCUGCCUGCCUUCCCUGGAGCCUGCUCCUUUCUGUGGCUUUCGGUAGUCUGGGUUCCUCCGGCUGCAGGUCACACGGGCAGUGUGAACUAACAUUGGAAUUUGGACUGCAGGUAGGAAGAGAGGGCUGGAGCAGCAGAGGAAGGUCCACUGGUCCCUGAGUCCCUGCAGAGGAGGCAGCCGCACCCCCUCCCCCUCCAGGACAACUCAGCUACCUGCUGCCAUUGAGAUGAGACUUUGUCAACCACCUGAGCCAGGCUCCUGGAGGACAGGUGGCUGAGCGUUCAUUCACGGCCAUCUAACCUCCAGGCCUCUUCGGAAGAGCUCAAAGCUGCCUACCGGAGGCUGUGUAUGCUUUACCACCCAGACAAGCACCGAGACCCAGAUCUCAAAUCACAAGCAGAACGACUAUUUAACCUUGUCCACCAGGCUUAUGAAGUGCUUAGUGACCCCCAAACCAGAGCCAUCUAUGAUAUAUAUGGAAAGAAAGGACUGGAGAUGGAAGGAUGGGAGGUUGUGGAAAGGCGAAGAACUCCAGCUGAGAUCAGAGAAGAGUUUGAGCGGCUGCAGAGAGAACGGGAAGAGAGGAGGCUACAACAGCGAACCAACCCCAAGGGGACCAUCAGCGUCGGCGUAGAUGCCACCGACCUCUUCGAUCGCUACGACGAGGAGUAUGACGACGUGUCUGGAAGUGGCUUUCCGCAGAUUGAAAUUAACAAAAUGCACAUAUCUCAGUCCAUCGAGGCACCCUUGACAGCUACAGACACAGCCAUCCUCUCCGGAAGCCUGUCCACCCAGAACGGCAACGGAGGGGGCUCCAUCAACUUCGCACUUCGGCGAGUCACUUCUGCCAAGGGAUGGGGAGAGUUAGAAUUUGGAGCUGGGGACCUCCAAGGGCCUUUAUUUGGUCUCAAGCUCUUCCGUAAUCUCACACCACGAUGCUUUGUGACGACCAACUGUGCUCUGCAGUUUUCAUCCCGCGGAGUCCGGCCUGGCCUCACCACCGUCCUGGCUCGGAACCUGGACAAGAACACGGUGGGCUACCUGCAGUGGAGGUGGGGCAUCCAGUCAGCCAUGAACACCAGCAUCGUCCGCGACACCAAGACCAGCCACUUCACCGUGGCCCUGCAGCUGGGCAUCCCCCACUCCUUUGCACUGAUCAGCUAUCAGCACAAGUUCCAAGACGACGAGCAGACACGCGUGAAGGGGUCGCUCAAGGCGGGCUUCUUCGGGACUAUAGUGGAGUACGGAGCUGAGAGGAAGAUCUCCAGGCACAGCGUCCUCGGUGCUGCUGUCAGCAUCGGAGUCCCGCAGGGCGUCUCUCUCAAAGUCAAGCUGAACAGGGCCAGUCAGACCUACUUCUUCCCCAUCCACCUGACGGACCAGCUGCUGCCCAGCGCCGUGUUCUACGCCACCGCGGGGCCCCUCGUGCUCUACUUCGCCAUGCACCGGCUCAUCAUCAAGCCAUACCUCAGGGCGCAGAAAGAGAAGGAGCUGGAGAAGCAGCGGGAGAACACGGCCAGCGACAUCCUGCAGAAGAAGCAAGAGGCCGAAGCCGCCGUGCGGCUCAUGCAGGAGUCCGUCCGGAGAAUCAUCGAGGCAGAGGAGUCCAGGAUGGGGCUCAUCAUCGUGAACGCCUGGUACGGGAAGUUUGUCAACGACAAGAGCCGGAGGAGCGAGAAGGUGAAGGUGAUCGACGUGACGGUGCCGCUGCAGUGCCUGGUGAAGGACUCCAAGCUCAUCCUCACCGAGGCCUCCAAGGCCGGGCUGCCGGGCUUCUACGACCCCUGUGUGGGGGAGGAGAAGAACCUGCGGGUGCUGUACCAGUUCCGGGGUGUGCUGCACCAGGUGAUGGUACCGGACAGCGAGGCCCUGAGGAUACCAAAGCAGUCUCACAGGAUCGACACCGAUGGAUAAACUACUUGAGGACGGGAUUUCUAAGAGGCUUCAAAAAACCUUUUCCUGGGAAUGUACAAAUUUGGAGGCAGGGAAGACCGGAUACCCGGAUGUUUUUCUUUCUCCUCGAGAAGGCGGCAUCUAUCAAUUAUGUGAAGGGACACGCAACGCCGGCUGCACGCGGCCGUGACGGCCCCAGCCCAGGCCCCCACGUCCUUCUUUCCCCGAGGAUCAUGUUCCCGAGGGCGGGGCCUGGCCGUGGCGUCCGGCCCGCAGCACCCGCUGCCUGGAGUUCUCGUCCCCGGGAGGGAUGUACGGGACCCCUGCCCCAGGAGCGCGCCUCCCCCGCCACCCCGACCACGGGGCGCGUGGACGGAGAGGAAGGCGGGCCUCGCCGGGCCUCCGGAGCAGGGGCCGCGCUCCGGCACUUCCCGAAGCCACCUUUCUUUGCUGAAAUAUUACUACACGAACCCGGAGAGGACUGUGGGUUUAUAAAACUGCAUUUUGUGAGAGAACAAACAGGUUUGGAAAUCCGUCUCUUUAUUCCCCG